UUCUGCGCCGCCUCUGGUCAAACACCCAACUUCAGCAAGUCUGCCAUUCUCUUCAGCAAAAAUGUUGACCCAGCCACCCAGCAAUUCAUCAGAAACAUUUUUCCGGUCCAGAACCUCACUCCCAAUACCUUCCACCUCGGCCACCCUCUGAUCUUUAGCCACACUGAUAGGGCCAAAGCCUAUGAAUUCAUCCUUAACAAAUUUCGGGCCAAGCUCACCACAGUAAAGGCUAACAAACUCAACCAUGCUGGCCGUCUCACCUACAUCAACUCUGUUCUAGCAUCCAUUCCUAUCUAUUACAUGUCUACUGUGCUCUUCACUAAAACUUUCAUUGCCAAAAUCACCUCCAUAUUGCGUAGAUUCUGGUGGGCUGGUGUUCAAGAAGGCAAUUCCUCCUCUCCUUUCCAGUUCAGGUCUUGGGACGACAUAUGUCAAUCUAAAGACAAUGGAGGAUUGGGAAUCAGAGACCUCCUUUCUGUCAACCGCAGCCUCAUAAUCAAUGCUGCCUGGAACAUAGCUACCUCCAAAGAUCCCCAUCUUGCUGCAAUCAUCAAAGCCAAAUACUACCCUAAUACCUCCUUCUGGCUUGCUAAAUCAGGGCCUACUAAAUCAGUUUUCUGGGCAUCUAUUCUUCAGAUCAAGAGCACCUUUCAGCAACACUGCAAGAUUCAAAUCCACCGGGGCAAUUCCAGCAUUUGGUCUACCCCUUGGUGUCCUCUUUGGCGAUCAAUCCAUGAUCAUCUUACUCUUCCCAACUACCGGCGCAACCUUCCGAGCACUAUUGCAGAACUGUGGCACCCACUUACGCAGACUUGGAACCAGCAGCUUAUUUCUGAGAUCUUCAAUGAACAAUUUACCCAGGUAACUAACUCUUUGCAGGUUGUUCCCUCUAAUCAGAAUGACGUAAUCACCUGGACACCGGCAACUAAAGGUACGUGCACAGCCAAAGAAGCUUUCAACCUACUCAAUUCACAAUUACAGAUGCAGCUGCCCCAAGAUGGAGCGAGAGCGGUCACCCCACGGGCAAUGCACAUCCUAAGAAAAACAUGGAGAAUCAAGCGCCUACCACCGUACCUAAAGACUUUCUGCUGGAGGCUCAUCAGGAGGGCUCUGGCAACAGGCAUCCGGGCAGGUCGACACUCCACUAAAAUCAGUAAGGAUUGUUGUACCUGUAACUCUCUAGAAGAUGAUGCACACCUUUUCUUUCACUGUACUUUUGCCCGGGCGGUCUGGUUCUCUGCCGCCACACCUCUUUGCACUUCCAUGCUUCCCAAUGAACAGGAUGGAGUCCAAGAAAUCAUGUCCCACAUACUUGGCCAACAAGCUGAUGAGGAGCAGAUCUGCACCAUCUUAACAACUCUAUGGUACAUUUGGAGGGCAAGGAACGACAAACGAUUCAACAACAAGACAUGGACGGUAUGGCAGGUUCAUCAUGCAGUAGCAGCGGAACUGGCACUUGCCACUGAGGAACACAUCGAUCAUGAGCAGCCUCCGCUCCACAUAAACAUGAGACAAGGUAUAUUACUGUCCAAUGCAGGUCACGAAGUACCAACACAAGCCAAUGACGAAUCACAAGGGGUCCAACAUACCCAUAGCCAUCAGCUACCACUGGUACCCACACCUCCUCUCUACAGGAUUGGCACACCUAUCUUACUACAAGGACCCAGAUGCUACACGGACGCUGCCACAGCACCAGACUUAAGUCAAGACCAAGAUAGAAGAGCAGGACUGGGAGUGUUCAUCGUCUACAACUGCUACACAACCUACAUCAAAGCAAGGAUGCAGCACUGCUCAUCUGUGCUUAUGGCAGAAGCAGCAGCUUUGCUGCUUGCUGCAAAUGCCUUCUCUGAACUGCAGGUACAGGAAGGGACAUUUCUGUCAGAUAAUCAACAGCUGGUGACAUACUUCAACACCCAUGACUCAGGCCAGCCUCCGGCGUGGAACAUCAAGCACAUCACUCAAGGCUUCAUCAACAAGAACAGGAACUGCAACCAUAGAAUUUACAAGAUAGCUAGAAGUCUGAACUCCACAGCUCAUAUUCUAGCUAAUCAAGCACUUCAUUCGCCUGCUAUGAAUGUAACUUUCUCCUGUGCUAAUCAGGCUCAUUCUGGUUCAUGCCCACUACGUGUGGCAUUAGAAGCUGUAAACUUGGAGUCCAUCUCCAUCCUUGCAGCGUCUUGCUGCUAAUUAAAAUGUUUGUUAUCAAAAAAAAA
Molecule: messenger RNA, 2213 nt
Organism: Panicum virgatum (switchgrass)
Lineage: Eukaryota; Viridiplantae; Streptophyta; Magnoliopsida; Poales; Poaceae
Exons: 1
Molecular function (GO): nucleic acid binding; RNA-DNA hybrid ribonuclease activity
Source: RefSeq, a predicted model, not a curated record